Messenger RNA from Pseudomassariella vexata, 873 nucleotides. RefSeq lists its product as uncharacterized. The record is from RefSeq and is a predicted model, not a curated record. Lineage: Eukaryota; Fungi; Ascomycota; Sordariomycetes; Amphisphaeriales; Pseudomassariaceae. Bases 1 to 873 code for a protein of 290 amino acids. The transcript has 2 exons.
AUGGGUGAUAAGCCUAUUGAACACGUUGUGCCGCCCUGGAAACUCAAGGCUACCGUUUACAUGGUUAGUUUCUACAACUCUAACCCUGGCGAUCUUCCAUCCAUCGCCUACUCGCCGUUGGAGAGCACGUCACCCUUCGCCAGCACUGUGUACGGCCGACACAAUGGCGGCCUCGGCCAGUUCCAGAUCAUUCGGUAUACCGAGAGCCCUGUAGGGCCGUAUGAUGAGUUGAUCAUCUGUCCGGGCUCCUUUGACUACCCCGUCAGCGAGAACGGGACAACUGUGACGAAGAAAGCUGCGCGAAUCACACGCAUAUAUGUGUCGCAGAAGUAUACUUGCUGGAAUGGUCGCAAGAACUGGAACAUUCCCAAACACCUGGCGCAAUUCGAGUUCCGCGAUCUGCCCGAUGGAUCGACCAACGUCAAAGUCUACCCACACGACACUACGGGCGACCCUACUGAAGCCAACCCCAACCAUACCCCCUUCUUCCAAGCCACCAUAAAGUCUGUGCCCUGGCUACCUUCCUUUCCCUUCUCUCUCGGAUGGUUGCCUUAUAUCGGGGUAGACGUUUCUAUCGUACAGCCGCCGCUGCCCGAAGGGACGGGCAGUCACAAGGAGCUUGUCGGCACUAAUCAAUGGUGCAAAAUCGUACCCAACCAGUCAGGGAAGACAAGCCUCGCAUGGAUAGACCUAAGUCAGCGAGACGAUGAUGGUAAACUACACGGCCAGCAUGAGAGUUUUUGGCCUGGCUUGGGACGUUGGCAGCUGGGGAUCAAGAUGGAGAACACCGAUAUUGUUUUCGGCAUGGGUGAAUACUGGGCCUCGCCCGCCGCCGAGCCAAGCCAGUCGAGAGCCGCAGACUCUCAGCUCUAG